UGUACAAAAUGAAACAUAUUUUAGUAGCAACUGCAAUAAUUUUUUGUUUUGGGCAACUAACACAAGCAAAAGUAAAAAGCAGAGUUCAUGGAGGGACAAAGGCUACUUAUGCCAUGUUUCCUUACCUCGUGUACUUGCGAAGAAACGGAUGGAACAAGCCGAGCUGGUUACCCUCACUCAUUCAUUAUGUGCCAGUUAUCAGCGAUUGGUUCAUGACUCCGUUUCACUGCGGCGGCGUUAUAAUUAACAAACGUUUUGUGCUCACUGCAGCUCAUUGUAUCAUAGGAGAUGCCAAAUCCGAAGUAAAGAGGCUUGAAGUGGUAGCUGGAACGCAUAAGUUAAAACAUCCCGAUUCACCAAACGUUCAAGCUUACGCCGUAGAAUCUAUCGCUGUACACACUGUGCCUGGUCGCCUUUAUCUCGGUGGAGAUAUUGCUUUGAUAAAAAUCAAAAAUUACUUUGACUUCAGUAGAUUCGACGUUGCUCGUGCGAAACUACCUCCAGCAAAUUACAAAGUUCCUGAAAAUACUCGAGUGACCAUUGGAGGAUGGGGUACGACUGAGAAAGAUGAUGAACCGCUGCACUUGCAUUACUUGAACAUGCAAGUUACCAACACCAAAUUAUGUCACUUUUCUUGGAAAACUUACAUUCAAGGAGAAUAUCCAAUAGUCUCAAAAGCGUUGAAUUUUGACAAAAUCAUAGAGCAAGAAACGAUGAUGUGUGUUAGCGCUGGUGAAGGACAAGGUGUCUGUAACGGUGAUUCCGGUAGCGGGGCUGUGACGAGCGACGGAAUGGUCCUGGGAAUCGUGAGCUUCGGCGCCACGCCCUGCGGCAACUCGGACGUCGUGCCAGACGUCAUGACCUACGUCCCGCACUACGUGCACUGGAUAAGGAAGCAAAUGCUCGCCAUGCUACCGCAAGUGAUGUCUUUCACGUGAAAAAUAUUCAUACACGCGUCGAAGAUACAAGUAGCUUUUAACGAACGCAUGUAACAGGGAGA
Trichogramma pretiosum is the source of this 1000-nucleotide messenger RNA. RefSeq names its product chymotrypsin-2-like. The coding region runs from base 9 to 938 and encodes 309 amino acids. Gene Ontology annotation, biological process: proteolysis. Gene Ontology annotation, molecular function: serine-type endopeptidase activity. The record is from RefSeq and is a predicted model, not a curated record. NCBI's taxonomy places the organism in Eukaryota, Metazoa, Arthropoda, Insecta, Hymenoptera, Trichogrammatidae. The transcript has 6 exons.